CCAAAGAUCAUAUCGACUAUCCCGAAACCUCCACCUAGGCCAAAAACAAGGCCGCCUGAUUGCGAAGACAAUCCCAUCCAGGCUGAUGAACGGAUGAGACGCGCUCAGUCUGUAGCCGUAGACUUUGCACGACUAGACGCGCCGUCGCAAAAGCGCCUCAAGGUGCGUAAUAUAGGCAAUUUGCCAGUUCCUCACCCUGCAGUGAUGGUCACGGAAAGUCAUCGACACGGAACAGUGCGCAGGCAGGCACUACGACCACCAAUACCUGGUGCCAUUGAUUCCCCACAUUCAUUGCGGGCAACCUGCAUCGUUUUCCCCACUGCUUCUCCUGAGGAUUUGCAGUCACACAAGACACACGGCAAAGCAGUUAAGAAGAAGCCACCUUACGAACAUCCGCCUCCUGCUUAUUGGAGGCCAGAUUCUAAUCAGCGGGGAAAAUGCGUGGGCUAUGGACUGGGCUAUCCAGGAAGCUGGAGUGUUCGUUAUGAGGGCGAUCCGAGGAAACGAUGGUAUGUGAGAGAUACAAUGCGGAAAGCAACUUUCAUCUCGUAG
Messenger RNA from Suillus subalutaceus, 552 nucleotides. RefSeq lists its product as uncharacterized. The transcript is spliced from 3 exons. The record is from RefSeq and is a predicted model, not a curated record. The annotation marks the transcript as partial. Lineage: Eukaryota; Fungi; Basidiomycota; Agaricomycetes; Boletales; Suillaceae.